Messenger RNA from Camelina sativa (false flax), 1288 nucleotides. Its product is annotated as GDSL esterase/lipase APG. Gene Ontology annotation, cellular component: apoplast. The record is from RefSeq and is a predicted model, not a curated record. Gene Ontology annotation, molecular function: hydrolase activity, acting on ester bonds. Lineage: Eukaryota; Viridiplantae; Streptophyta; Magnoliopsida; Brassicales; Brassicaceae.
UCUAUGUAUAUAUAUAAACCAAAGUACAUGUAAUCUUUCACCAUUCACACAUACCAAAGCAAAAACAUGGAUCGUCGCACGAUGUUGUUUUUGCUUCUCACAUUGGUAUCUACCUUCUCUGUAGUCCAAAUCUCCUUUGCUCAACUAGUUCCUGCGAUCAUGACAUUCGGAGACUCUGUAGUUGAUGUCGGCAACAACAACUACCUCCCGACCAUUUUCAGAGCUGAUUAUCCUCCUUAUGGCCGUGAUUUCGCUAACCACAAACCCACCGGGCGUUUCUGCAACGGCAAACUAGCUACUGAUAUUACCGCUGAGACUCUAGGAUUCACUAAGUACCCACCAGCAUAUCUAAGUCCUGAAGCUUCAGGGAAGAACCUUCUUAUUGGUGCUAACUUCGCUUCUGCAGCUUCAGGUUAUGAUGACAAAGCUGCUCUUAUCAAUCACGCGAUCCCGUUGUAUCAGCAAGUUGAGUACUUCAAGGAAUACAAGAGCAAGCUCAUAAAAAUUGCAGGAAGCAAAAAAGCUGAUUCGAUCAUAAGCGGAGCAAUCUGUCUCCUAAGUGCAGGAAGCAGUGACUUUGUUCAAAACUACUAUGUGAAUCCUCUGCUUAACAAAGUCUACACUGUUGAUCAGUACGGAUCUUUCCUUAUCGAUAACUUCUCUACAUUUAUCAAGCAAGUGUAUGGGGUUGGAGCAAGGAAGAUCGGCGUGACUUCUCUGCCUCCAACGGGGUGUCUUCCAGCUGCAAGAACCCUUUUCGGUUUCCAUGAGAAAGGUUGUGUUCAAAGACUCAACACAGAUGCUCAGCAAUUCAACAAGAAGCUUAACGCAGCUGCUUCAAAGCUUCAGAAGCAAUAUUCUGGUCUUAAAAUUGUUGUCUUCGACAUCUUCACUCCUCUCUACGAUCUUGUUCAGAACCCUUCCAAAUCAGGAUUCACUGAAGCAACCAAAGGAUGUUGUGGAACAGGAACAGUCGAAACAACUUCACUCUUGUGCAAUCCGAAAUCGUUGGGGACAUGCCCCAAUGCUACUCAGUAUGUGUUCUGGGACAGUGUUCAUCCCUCUGAAGCUGCCAAUGAAAUUCUUGCCAGUUCUUUAAUUGGACAGGGCUUCUCUCUCAUCGGUUGAUGAUAGACCUUUCAGUAUAUGUCAUAUCUUCUCUUUUCAAAUUGCUGUUUCUGUAAAACCUUGAGCCAUACAUUUGUUUCUCUUUGAACUAUGUAUCGAACCACCACUAUUUACUAAAAAUGUACUGAAGCUUACUACAAGAAAACCAAAAGUUUGAGAA